Chondrus crispus (carragheen) is the source of this 915-nucleotide messenger RNA. RefSeq lists its product as hypothetical. NCBI's taxonomy places the organism in Eukaryota, Rhodophyta, Florideophyceae, Gigartinales, Gigartinaceae. The transcript has a single exon. Bases 1 to 915 code for a protein of 304 amino acids. The record is from RefSeq and is a predicted model, not a curated record.
AUGCAUUUUUCACCUCCUGCUGUGUCUGUAAACACCAUUUCCGUUAGGGUUAUUACCGCCAGUCCUAAUCUGCUCGCCUUCCUCCCAAUUGACGAGCCAUUACCAACUCGUGCUCUACAGGUAGGCCAUUACUCCCAAGCCUCUCGGUCUAAACCAAAGAUGUCUCAAAAACGCUUAGCUGGACUUGCCUCCGCCUUUGAAGGCCCGUCCUCAAAAGCGCCUCAAGCCCCCUCGACGGUUUCCAGCAUUGCAUCCCGCUUCGACGCCUCGCCUGCUAGCGAUUCCAAAGAACCGAAAGUCUCCGAAAAAGUAUCAGGCAUCGCAAGUCAGUUUGGCACCACAAUCGCCGAUGCUGAUGCAAGCGUGCGUAAGAAGAAAAUUUCGCCCAAACCUGCCGCGAAGCAGCCUCAAAAGCCAGAUUCCGUGACUGACGAGCGGCCCAGUUUUGGCGAGAUCACCAAGCGCUUCGCUUCGGGAAAGGCGGGGCUAGGAACAACCGCCCAAAGCGAUCAAUCGCCCAACAUGUUUGCCGCAGCAGCGAAUGCGUGGGGCAAACGAGAAGCGGAGGGCAAACCGAAGGCCGAAGGAAAGGUGACUGCCUUUAAACGGGAGAUUGAGAAUGCGAAAAAGUCGGCUAACAAGGAAAGAGAAGCUGUGAAACAACAGGCACAGGUCCCCUCCGACAAAGUCGUAGAGGAAAAGGCAGGGGGAGUUGGAAGCAUCGCUAGCAGAUUUGAGUCUGGGGCUCAGGAGAAAGCCAAGCAGGACGAAAGAGAGCCCUUGGUUGACCGCUUUCAGAGCGCCACCAAAAUCUUUGCCGGAGAGGAGAAGUCUGAGAAAGAGGGAGCUGACGCAGAAGCUGUGAACAGCAAGUUCGCUGAUGCCGCCAAGCUUUUCGGAGGGGGUAGCGCAUAG